AUGCAUUUAUGGAGUGAGCAGCGUGCAGCGUCACACGCGCCGUAUGCACACACCAUUCAGGGCGUGCCUCGUGCCAGCGCGAUGGUGACAUACCAGCAGCCUGGAGCCCACCACGACGAAUAUGGAAGGCGGCCAGUCCUACCACCAGGGCACGUCAGUGGCCUGAGCAGCCAUUCGCGCGGGCACUCACACACAAGUAGCGACGAAAUGGUGUGGCCACAGGCUACCUCACCACGUCGCACACCCAUGGCCAUGACCGGCCCAGCGCCACUGCCGCCCACGAACGCGUACAUGUCACGGCCGUAUUCAGCCUCGAGCAUCCACAGCCAGGGCUCGACGCCUUCGAGCACUGACUCGGGGGACCGUGUCAUCAUUCAGGCGACUCUAGACAAUGAGUCCUUUUCCGUCGUCAACGUCACCGGCAUUGAUUCUGCGCCCACCAUCCGUGAGAUGAUUCUGCGUAAACUCAAGCUGCCCUGGAAAGACUUGUCUCAGUGGGGCUUGAUUCGCACAGAGAUUGGUGAGUCGGAUGUGGGAAACUCCCCGCUCAUCGAUGAUGAUACCCUCCUGUCCCUAUGUCUCCAGUUCGGCGACGAUAAAGGCACAGUCAAAUUUCGCGUCCUCCAACGCCGCGCGGUCUCUGAUGAACCUCAUGAAGCGCCCGUCGUGUACGCGUCGCCCAUCUUAGUGCCACAGCACACGGCUCCCGCGAACCUCGCAUGGCCGGGCGAUUCGUUGUAUGCAUCUCAUCAGCCCCCGCCGGUGCCUUAUGCGCCACCCAACGUGGCUCGGAACGUCGUCCCGCGGCGCCAGCCAUGGAUCCCUACAGCGCCAGCAGGAGCACCACAGCAUAUCAAAGACACAUUUCUGCCCCCGCUUACGAACCGACACAUGUCCCCCGCCGUGGUCCUGCCGCCCUCACAGGCCCCGAGUUUUCCGUACCUGCAGCCGGGCAUGCUGGUGCCGUCAUCGAGUCUGGACGACAAGGCUCUUCGAAAAUCGUCACGCCCUCUCUCUGUGCAUGGCAUGUCGAGCAGUCGACCCGCCCCAUCGCCCCAUCAUGCGCCCGUGGCGGCACCCAAUGGGCGGCCGGCGUCCUUUCAACUCGACGCACCUUACAAACGCGAUCCUGAUGAAGCUGUCCCUCGACGCGUACUGAAGCCGUCGAAAUCACCCGCCCUGUCCAGCUCCAGCGAUGUCGGAUCGCCUCAGGACGAGAACGUAUACCCUAAUUCCACGCCACCCGUCCUGUAUCGCGGUGAAAGCAGCUUGGGUCCACGGCCACUGCCUGUGCCCUCGCCCAUCAGCUCGGCUUCUCCAGCUUCGGCUCAAAUGUCGCCCUGGCGCCAAGACAUACACUCGGAGUGGACAGAUCACAUACCCUCGGACCGGUCGACGCAGUCAGAUCACAGCGGUGACAGCUCCAUGCAGCGGUUGAUGGCACAUUUGCGAGUGUCACAGGAACGCAAAAAUGUCUCGACCUCGGACGCACCUGCCUUCGACUCGUUUGCCGACGAUACGCUGGGCGGCACGUUUGCGCAACCACUGGACGCAUCGACGCUCACAACUCGGCCGCACGAUGCCGAUACGCUGCGCCCAUCUCCUAGUACUCUGACACCCCGCGACGCCUCUCGGCCCGUUCUUACUCUCUCUAUAUCCCCGCCUCCUGAGCCCAAAGCGCCGUCCCAGGCUUCGGCCACGACGGUCGCCUCGAAAUCGUCGCAAGACAGCUAUCGACAGAGCUGGGCAUUCCGCCCGCCUCCGGAGGAACUGUAUGAGCAACUGGACAACCUGUUUCCCCGCCACGAUCUGGACCAGCCCCUCAGCGACAUGGCUCUCUCGCCCCAGACUAGUAGCGAAACGCCGCUGUCUGCCCAGAAAGAGGACCGCAUUGUGGCCGGUGGGACGCCGUCGACCAAGCACCGUCGUGCACCCCGUGGUCUUUCACGACACCAGCACCAUUCGAUCCGCAUCAUUGCACAAAACAGACGCCAGCUUCUAGAAAAGACCAAGCAGGAAGAGCGUCGAAACAAGCUGAAGAAUGAAGAGGUUCUGAGCCGACGAAAGAGCACGAAACUAUGGGGUGGACGUAUGGUGGAAAUGCGCACGAACGGUGCCAACUCGGUUGGCAUCGUGCCCGAUGGCAAUACCCACAACUCGAUGGACCCCGACACGCAGCCGGUGUUCAAGUGGGUCAAGGGCGACUUGAUUGGCAAAGGCACAUAUGGCCGUGUGUAUCUCGCACUCAAUGCCACGACAGGUGAGAUGAUUGCGGUGAAACAAGUAGAGCUGCCUCGCACAGCGGCAGACCGUGACUCAUCGAGGCAGCGCAGCAUUGUGUCAGCCCUCAAGUCGGAGAUUGAGACGCUCAAGGACCUCGAUCAUCCCAACGUCGUGACGUGCCUUGGCUUCGAAGAGACGCUGGACACGCUAAGUAUCUUUUUGGAGUACGUCCCCGGUGGGUCCAUCGGCAGCUGCUUGCGUCGGUACGGCAAGUUUGAAGAGGACAUGACCAGCUCCUUUCUGAACCAGACGCUCCAAGGCUUGGCGUAUCUCCACAAGCAGGGCAUUUUGCACCGCGACCUGAAAGCGGACAACCUCUUGGUGGAUUACCAAGGCACGUGCAAGAUUUCUGAUUUCGGCACGGUGCGUCGCAGCGAAGACAUUUAUGCCAAUGUGGAAAACAUGUCGCUCCAGGGCAGUAUAUUUUGGAUGGCGCCAGAGGUCGUGAGCCUAUCGCGCAAAGGAUACAGCGCGAAAGUCGAUAUUUGGAGUCUGGGCUGUGUUGUGUUGGAAAUGCUGGCUGGCCGCAGGCCCUGGUCGGACGAAGAGGCCGUGCAGGCCAUGUUCAAGAUCGGCGCUGAACGUCGUGCGCCGCCUGUGCCGAAAGAUGUAAAGAUAUCGAAACCGGCCGCCCACUUUUUGCGUAACUGCUUCGAGAUUGACCCGGACCGCCGUCCCACCGCCGCGCGUCUGCUGGAGCACGUUUUCGCCUGGCCAUCGCCGAAUUGGUGCUUUGAGGAUAGUGGGCUGUACAAGUUGCUGUGUCCUCCGAAGUAA
Messenger RNA from Malassezia restricta, 3060 nucleotides. RefSeq names its product mitogen-activated protein kinase kinase kinase. Gene Ontology annotation, biological process: protein phosphorylation. The record is from RefSeq and is a predicted model, not a curated record. Gene Ontology annotation, molecular function: protein kinase activity; ATP binding. Bases 1 to 3060 code for a protein of 1019 amino acids. NCBI's taxonomy places the organism in Eukaryota, Fungi, Basidiomycota, Malasseziomycetes, Malasseziales, Malasseziaceae. The transcript has a single exon.